This is a messenger RNA of Nicotiana tabacum (common tobacco), 1056 nucleotides long. The record is from RefSeq and is a predicted model, not a curated record. Lineage: Eukaryota; Viridiplantae; Streptophyta; Magnoliopsida; Solanales; Solanaceae.
CUUUCUUACAAUGUAUGUCUGUGAAGUUUGUGGUGCCUACCGUAGUGUUGGUUCUUUGCAGAUACUUGACACUGGAUGAAGCAGACAGAUUGAUUGAUCUUGGUUUUGAAGAUGAUAUUAGGGAGGUGUUUGAUCAUUUCAAAGCUCAAAGACAAACUCUGCUAUUUUCUGCUACAAUGCCCACGAAGAUUCAGAAUUUUGCUAGAAGUGCAUUAGUUAAACCAAUAACAGUGAAUGUGGGGAGGGAUGGAGCGGCCAACCUUGAUGUGAUUCAGGAAGUGGAGUAUGUAAAGCAGGAAGCCAAGAUUGUUUACCUUCUUGAGUGCUUGCAAAAAACUCCGCCUCCGGUUCUGGUUUUCUGUGAGAAUAAGGCUGAUGUGGAUGAUAUCCAUGAGUAUCUUCUCUUAAAAGGAGUUGAAGCUGUGGCUAUUCAUGGAGGCAAAGAUCAAGAAGAGAGAGAAUAUGCAAUUGCAUCAUUUAAAUCCGGCAAGAAAGAUGUUCUGGUUGCAACUGAUGUUGCUUCUAAAGGGUUAGAUUUUCCUGAUAUUCAGCAUGUAAUUAACUACGAUAUGCCUGCCGAAAUUGAAAACUACGUGCAUGGGAUUGGACGAACGGGAAGAUGUGGAAAAACAGGAAUUGCGACAACCUUUAUCAACAAGAAUCAGAGCGAGGUGACACUUCUUGAUCUAAAACACUUGUUACAAGAAGCAAAACAAAGGAUCCCUCCUGUCCUUGCGGAGCUCAAUGAUCCCAUGGACGAUGUUGAGGCAAUCACAAAUGCCAGUGGAGUAAAGGGCUGUGCAUAUUGUGGUGGACUUGAUCAUCGUAUCCGUGGCUGCCCCAAGCUAGAGCACCAAAAGAGCGUGCAGAUUGCCAAUUCAAGGAGAGACUACUUCGGGUCUGGAGGUUACCGUGGAGAAAUUUAGUUCUUGUUCUUAUUUGCACUCUGCAACGUGUAUCCGCAUUUCCUUCUAGCUUGAUGAUAGUCACUAAUAGGUUUCUCAAUGUAAAAUGUAAAAUUCAUGGUUGAUAUAAAAGUCGUUGUUUCUUGAACAA